Messenger RNA from Arabis nemorensis, 1260 nucleotides. Lineage: Eukaryota; Viridiplantae; Streptophyta; Magnoliopsida; Brassicales; Brassicaceae. The record is from the annotation of a GenBank genome assembly.
AUGCUCACCAUGAGAACAGAAGCGGAAGGUUCGAAACCAAAAUCAAACCUUAACCCAGUAGUAAUGGAAGGAACACCAAAGCCAAAGGCCAGUCUCUACGAACAAUGCAGAGAAGAGAGGAUCAAAGAGAAUCUUCAGAGGAUGCAAAAUCUGGGUCUCUUGAAUCUCUCCCUCCAACUCAAAUCCAAGACCCGACAAGCCAAAAGACCAUACGGUAACUCUAAUUCAGCUCAGAAACCGACCACUCCACUUCAACCUUCCCGGCGAUCUUCUCGAUUGGAGAAGUCAAGUCCAGUUAUCUACACUGAUGGAGUCAAUGAGAAGGGUAAACGAGAGAGUGUUGUGAUUGGUGAAGGCCCAAGGACUGAGGUUUACACAGAGGGACAUGAGAAGCUGCUUGGGAACACAGAACGAAGCUGGACGUGUUUUGUCGAUGGCUACGAUAAGGAUGGAAAACGGAUUUAUGAUCCGUUUAAGGGUAAGACUUGUCACCAAUGCAGAUAUGGUGAACAUGUGCUUGAAGCUCUUGAGAAUCCAAAAUGGGUUUGCCCUGUUUGUCGCGGGAUUUGCAAUUGCAGUAUGUGCCGGAACCAUAAAGGAUGGGUUCCAACUGGUCCGAUUUACAGAAGGAUCGCUAAACUUGGGUAUAAGUCUGUUGCACAUUAUCUGAUUCAAACCAAACGGUCCCAAACUGAUGAUGCCACCCCAAAUCAAGCUUCUGCAAAGAGAUCACUUUCCUUUCAAGAAGCUACAUCACUUCCCAAGAUUGCUGCUGCUGAUGAUGAUCAUGAUCACUCUGAACAAGUAGUACAGAAUGGUGAUUACUUGAAGAAAGAGGAAGAUGAAAAUACGAACGAGAAUCCGGAUUCAGCUAGAAGAUCACUGAGCUUCUUCUUGCCUUCACUGGAUGAUCAAACUUCAUUGGUUGAUGUUCAGCUCAUAGAUUAUCCUGAGCCGCCAAAGCAGGAUAAACAAGACCAUUCGUGUACCAACAUUGGUGAUGGUCUUCCAAGAAUUCAAGAGAGGACAGGACAAAACUCGAAUUCGGAUACAAGAGCAGAUUGUUACUUGUUUCCUGGAGAAAAUCAGACUAUUGUGCUCGAUGCUCAGGACAAGAUCCAAUGCAAUGAGACAGAUAUCGAAAGUACCUCAGUGAGUACUCGAGAAACGAGAAGUAAGAGGAAAGCAUCUCUCGAACCUAAUCCAGAUAGCAUUGGUGGAAGACUAAGGCAGCGUCGAACGAGCCAAAGUGGGCUUUAA